AUGGUGGCCACGACCAGCAAGGCUGGAGAUCCAACUUUCUCGACCUCACAACCGCUCGCACUGUGGCCAGACGGGCCAUUGCACGUAACGGCUGGCUCCGAAUCCCUUGAUACUCAGCUCAUAAGGAACCUCCAGGAAAAACACCUCUUGGACGACUCUCAGGUAGCUUUCCUGUCGGUACCCGCGACUUCUGUGCCUCGACCAGAGCACGUCUGUUCACAGCCUUCUCAGAUAUUUGUCGACAAGGGAUCGGCGAUUCAUGGGCAAAGUGGUGAAGGAGAGGAUACACAGACGUCGGAUAUUGUUGAUUUUGGCUCCUUGCUGGAGACUCAAGCACGACGCGCAAGCACUGCUGGGAGUGGAGAUGGACAGAAAGAAACCAGCUUGAACAGAGAUCGACCCAACAAGGAAGGAUUGCAUGGAAAGAAAUAUGAACCUGAGUCUAUAACGAGUGAUAAGGAUAAGACGCUGCAUUGCCGCGACGACAAACAUCAGCCACGACACGCUGCUUCACAUCGUUCCGGAGAAAAAUCCAAUAACUCCAAGCAACAACCGCGGACAUACAACCAACGCUCUGCGACAAGCACCACCAAGCAUGGGAAGAGCCUGAAUAGGCCUACGAAACACAGCAUGGACGACUGGCAACCAUCGGACGCCAAUCUCAGCGAACCAGAUGGCUCUCCCACACAGAAGAAUAACAGUCUUGCUUAUGGCGAUAUGCAUAUACCUUCGUCGUCUCCCGUGCCAGGUCACGAUGAUGAACUCCCUUUGCAGACAAAUCUGGGUCCCACAGCCUCUGCGAGGAGUUACGAUGAGAACGAAACAGGCAGCGUGCGCUUCUCCUUCACAACGAGCAAAGUACAUGCGCCAAUAAAUCGCGAAUCUUCGAUAGGAAUAGAUGAGGGGUUUACGGUCCACGAAGCACCAAUGGAAUUGGGACCGGAGACGCCUGCCCCGCCUGAAAACCCAUUUGCAAAGUCGAAACCGCCCUUGCAGGGGACGCAAUUAUUCAAUAACACACAAUCGUCUCCGGUAGACCCUCAUGUCUUGGAGUCUGGGUCUUCGAGGCCUUCACCUGGCAUGUUUGGUUUCGGGGUGCAGUCGUCGCGAAACCGCGUACUAUCGUCAGUCACCGACCGCUUUCAACAGGUUUCAUAUCACCCUCCCGGAGACCUCUCAUCUCCUCUACUACAUCAGGCGAAAUCAGCUGCUACAAAUCGCUCUCGCGAUAAUGAAGCGCCCGGCCAUGGCCACCGUCUUCCUGCCUUCACCUCUCCGCUAUACCACCAUGGCAGCAAGACACCAGCUAGUGCAAGUUACCGUGGGCAUAUCCCAGUUGCCCACGAAACGCCGGUUCCGCGAACCUCAAAAAGCUUUCAGCACCGAGCAAUCAGCUUCAAAGGGUCAGAACCGCAUGAAUAUGUCAGUCGCGAAGAGUCUCAGCAACGCCGCUUGCAAAAGCAGGCACAGGCUGAAGCCGACAGCGAUAGCGAGGAGGAUUCUUUUGAAAGAGAUCAAGCUAUUCGCGCCAAGCAAAGGAAAAUGAGAGAGGAUGCUGCCAAAGAGCUUGCGCAAGUAUCUGUUACCCGUGCGCCGAAGGAGGAGGAGGUCGAGGUGCCAGCAACUGGCCAGAAGCGCCGGAGCGUAUCUCAGGAAUACGUCGCCCAGUGCUACGACGCUGAUGCGAGGGAUAACCAGACUAGUACCCAAAUUCGGGACUCUAUAAAGACGGACGAGAACGACCAGGGUGAUACUCAAGCAGGUACCCAGGCAGAGAUGACUAUCGUCGAUUCACAAAUUCCAAUCGCGGCCCCUGUUGACAGUCCAUCACCCAGUAACAGAUCAUCAAGGCUAGAAAAAGGCCCCAUACCUUCGAACGACUGUUUCAAUUUGACUAACCAGUCAAAUACUGCGUCUACGGAUCUCAAACCUCAAGGGAACGAGGUAUUACCGCCGUUACCCACCCUAGAAAACAACUCCGAUACCGAAUCCGCACAUAGAGAAAGCUCCAUGUCCCCAAGAAUGAGGUCACCUCGCACGUCUAGCGGUCGCUUUGGCAAGAGUGGUCUGCCUCAAACACCUGGUCGCCUUUCGCAGGCUGUCUUUAUGCCUGCAUCGGCCGAGGACAUGGUCCCCGAGACGAGCCCAGCUAAGCUUUUUGAUAUGGAUGACUCCCCGGAGCCUUCCUUAGUCUCUAUUGGUGGCCUUGGCUUCACCCAGGAUGAUCCGGAGUACGAUGCAAUUGCGAGCCCGAUCAGAGACCUUGCUAUGAAACGUGGGGUUAAGGUCGGUCCAGCCAACACAGCCAAGUCGAAUAUUGCGGCUUCCAAAAAAGUCGCGAUUUCGAAAAAAUCGCAGGUCGUAUUUUCUGGAGAAUCAGCUAUGAGCUCUAGUCUACCUUUGAUUCCCUCUAUCAAACCCAUUCUCGCAGCACCUUCGCAGAUAGUCCCGUCGUCGGCAGAUAAUUUGCAAAGCGCCGAUGUGGAUGCUGCUGAUUCAUCGCCAGUGAGGCCUGCAACACGUGCCGCAAGGAAAGCUCGUCGAGCUUCUGGUGUUGUGUUUGAUAGCAAACAGGUACCCAGAGAAAGUCAAGUCAGCGAAGAUGAUGUGGUUAUGAUUACUGCGCAAAAGUCGGUAUCGCCUAUUCGCCAGUCAAUUGGGACCAUAGGAGAGGCUCCUACAGGCGAGACGGAGCUGCUUCCAUGCCCGUUUUAUAGCGCCGAUAGGCCGUGUAAUAUGAAGGACCAUCAGGCUUAUUACCACGACGAAGAGAUUCGACAGAUGUAUUUGAAAAGGCAUCGACCAGCCGCUCCCAUGAUAUCCAGUGGCGUAACCAGUUCGGGGUCGAAAGAUUCCGCAUUUCUGCCUUCCACACAACAUAGCGGAAAUGCUGAGGAAAUUUCAUCUCAUCUCCCCGCUACAGCGAACCUGAAGUCAUCGGAAAAUAUAUCUACAUACGUCACUCUUCAUGAUUCGAAUCUUCGGCACUCCACCAGCUCGUCUCUCUCUGAACUGCCGUCGGAGUAUGACAAUGAUGAGUUCUUCACUGCUGUAAUGGAGAAUAGCAACACUCGAAACCGUGACGAUAGGAGCAGGUCGACAGAUACAACUACAGAUACGAGUGACAAUGGAACCCCUGCGCGAGACUAUGCGGAAUCAAUGCCACCGCCUACUGUCAGGCGUAAACUAUCAUUUCCUCAAGGACCGCUGACGGCCAGCCAAACGAGGUUUAGAAACGAAGCAAUUCAAGGUAGCAAGGCAGUGGAAGCAACUGGGAAGGCGAAGCUGAGUGCACAGAGCUCCCGUAGCAACUCCAGGGCGUCACGGAGAACUAUGAGCACCACCGACUUCUCUGAGGAAGGUAGCAGUACUGUAGUAGAACUAACACCUGUCCGUCCUCAGCGCCCAGCUCGCUCCACCCGCCGGGCCUCCAUAAACUACGAUACCAAAUCCGACAGUUCUAAAUCCAGCUCCCCAGAUAUCCUCACCAAAGGACCCCCAACCCUUCCCAAAGCCGUCCAUCUUCAAAAAACCACUAACCCAACCCUCUUCGCUAACAUGGCCUUUGCCAUCUCCUACAAAGGUGAUACGGCGCAAGACAUCUCCGACCGCACAGCCGUCACGCGCCUCGUCAAAUCCCACGGCGGCCGCCUCCUUGAUGGCUUCAAUGAUCUAUUUACGGAUGGCCCCACCUCUGUCCUCACCACGCCUUCCACCGCCACAAAACAGCCGCUACCCCCACUCAAACACAAACAAAAACAGAUUGGCGAGCUGGCCCUCGCACCCGCCGCGCAGGACCUUGGUUUCGUAGCCUUCAUCGGCGACCACUACACGCGUAAAUCCAAGUUCGUGCAGGCCCUCGCGCUGGGCCUGCCCUGCCUCUCUGGGCGCUGGGUCACGACGUGCGUAGCACGCGGCAGAAUCGUGCCAUUCCUGCCUUUUCUGCUCGCGGCGGGCGAAUCGUCGUACCUCGGGGGCGCGGUGCGGAGUCGCCUGCUCGCGCCUUAUGAUCCAUCGACUGCGCGGUUUGAGGAGACGUUUGAGCGGCGCGAGAAGCUACUUGGUGGGAAGAGAGUUAUUUUCCUUAUGGGGCGGGGGAAGGCGGAGGAGCGGAAGAGAGCGUAUCUCUUUUUGACGCGGGCGUUGGGGGCGGGUGAAGUGAGGCGUGUGGCUAGUGUGAAGGAGGCGAGGGAGGUGGUGGAAAAAGGUGGCGGUUGGGAUUUGGUGUAUGUGGAUGAUGAUCGGAAGGUUGCUGGUGCGGAGGCGGAGAUUCUGGGUGGGGUGGAGAGUGGUACAAAGGCCAAGGGCAAGGCGAAAGGGAAGGCGGGAAAGAGAAAGAGGGGUGAUGAAGUGGAGGAUGAGAAGACUGGGUUGGAACAGGGAGGUGAGAGGAAGAAGGUUAGAGUUGUGGGGGAUGAGUUCGUUGUGCAGAGUCUUAUCUUGGGGUGUUUGAUGGAUGAGGAGUAG
Messenger RNA from Pseudogymnoascus destructans, 4467 nucleotides. RefSeq lists its product as uncharacterized. The transcript has a single exon. Lineage: Eukaryota; Fungi; Ascomycota; Leotiomycetes; Thelebolales; Thelebolaceae. The record is from RefSeq and is a predicted model, not a curated record. Gene Ontology annotation, cellular component: nucleus. Gene Ontology annotation, molecular function: histone binding. The coding region runs from base 1 to 4467 and encodes 1488 amino acids. Gene Ontology annotation, biological process: positive regulation of transcription by RNA polymerase II; DNA damage checkpoint signaling.